UCGCCAAAAUGAUCAAAGCCAGCUCUACAACUGCUCUUGUUCUUGUCCUGAGCCUGGUGGCUCUGAGCACGGCGGAGCCGCUGCGCCGCAGAUUCGUUGCCCGUCAGGUGGAGGCCCCAGCCAGUCCGGCACCCACUGGUUACCCAGAGGCAGGAAUCACGCCCAGCGUUCCCUUUGAUCUGCCCAGCUCGACAGCCAAGCCGGAAAAUACUUACCUGCCGCCAGACAACACCUACGGACCCCCGGAUAACACCUAUGGACCCCCGGACAAUACUUAUGGCCCACCAGAUAACACCUAUGGCCCACCAGAGGCCGAUUUUGUGCCUGCUCCAGAGCCCGAGCCGGAGGCACAGCCCGAGAAUCCCAUCGAGACCGAUGACAUCCCGGCCGCUGCUGAGGAUGAGCCAGUAGAUGCCAAGCUGCAGCCCUCUGACGAGGACGCUGAGGAGGAUGAGCCCCAGCUGGAGGUGACCGAGGAUGGCACUGUCAUUGUCCUGGCCACCAGUCUUGACCGACCACAGCCCCCGGUUGACCAAUCGGCUCGCCUUUACCAGCGUUUCCCGCAAGGUCGUCGCCGCCAGUUGCCUGUUCCCCAGCGACUGAUCCUGCGUCGCAGUUGGUAGAAUCCAAGGAAACAAAUUAUACAAAUUAAAUUUAACUUCCGGCUAUUCAUUAAUUUUUAAAAUAAAAGAUUUUUAGAAAUUUCCCAAUUUAUUAUCACAAAUUGGGUGUUUAUAAAAUUUGUGCCACCGAAAUAUACCAACCUUUUCAUA
Drosophila kikkawai is the source of this 773-nucleotide messenger RNA. RefSeq lists its product as uncharacterized. Lineage: Eukaryota; Metazoa; Arthropoda; Insecta; Diptera; Drosophilidae. The record is from RefSeq and is a predicted model, not a curated record.